AUGAAAUUCGAAUCACCGCGACAUCUCGUCCUUCAGAACGCUAGGAAAUACUUUCCAAAGCAAACCCUCAUCGAAAAUGAUUCAAAGGAGCCAUUGUUCGAACCUCUGUCGCCGGGCGAGGCACGAGUCUAUUCGUUUGUCCAACCUGGUUUGCCGGCAGGUUUGUACACCAUCAGCACCAAACAAACGAUAUCUGCGCCGUCAGAACCCGCCACCGGCACAACACAUUCGGUCCAGCUGCCAGACAAAACAGCGCCCGCUCAGCAGUUCAAGGUCGUAGCCCCUCAGUUUUCUCUGCCAAAUGGGGCCGUGCACUCGGUGUAUCCCUCUCAGGGACGCGGUGCUCCUGUACAGACCCUACCUCAUAUCGUCUUCAACGAUCCUUAUCUGCCCUGGGAGCGGGAAGUCAGUAGGUUCCCAGAGGGUGCCACGGAGAGAACGAAACGAAAAGUCCCUUGGUUGGCACUGCUCGUAUUCACAGCCGACGAGCUUCGUCUUCAAGAGGAAGACCUCGAGGGCACUUCGCCGCUAUUUCAAGAUGCAGUGUUUACAAAGCCCGUCAAACAGACUGAAACGUUUGCGGUUGAGAUGAAAGCCGGCGAUCUCAAUCACUUGUCGAAGGAGACCGCAGCGUUUACUCUACCCCCAGAUCUAGAUUCCGAGGCCUUGGAAGAGUCGACGCAAGCGAUAUUUGUCCCAAGAUCGCUUUUCGUAGAGCUAGUGACAAAAUACGAUAAGGAAGGUCGUUUGGAUGAAAACCAGUCCGAAGCCGAUAUUUCCCGCUACAUGUAUCUCGCACACGUGCGCAGCAUUAACACCGAAGGAAUGGCUAAUGCUGCAAAAGAAGACAACGGGUUGUACAGUGUCGUUUUAUCUCAUCGGGUUGGCCCGCUGGAUAAACAUGAGCCCACUCCUGUUAUUGCGCACCUAGUGUCUUUGGAAGGGAUCGAGAAAAUGAGCUGGCCAGUUAACAGCAAUAGCAAAUAUGUUGCUAUUCCUUCGCUGCAUAGUUGGUCCUAUAUCAGUCUCCCGCCCGAUUUUGUUGGUAUUCGGGAAAUGAUGGUUCAUUUGGGGAACACCGUCGAUGUCUUGAGAGUAUCUCCGACGGUCCUAGACGGCUUACGAGUAAAAUAUGGGAAAGGUGGCGAGAGAGUCGUAAACAGACUACAGGACGGAUAUACUUUAACGAGAUAUAGAACACAAACUGGGGAGGUGACUGCUGCCAUGAUGCGGGGGCCUCUUACGCCUAACUUGGUGCCCGAUCCCCUCAUGUCGAAGUGGAACCGCUUAAAGUCGUUGUCAAACUGUGGAACUGAUCUUCAGAUUAUUGAUCAACAUCUCGGAGUACCUGAUAUUACCUAUUCUGCUGCAUGGCAACUUGGGAAGCUACUCGCUCUCGCGGACCAAGGGUUCUGCGCCGCCCUGUCUCGACUCCGAAAGCAGAUACAGAAGUUCGCGGACAAUCAUUCGAAAGCAGACGAGGCACGAGCAAAAGGCGCCUACCUCGAUCAUGGUGAGGCUCUAGCCGCUUUACCCGAGGCAGCUAAAUUCAUAAGAUCAAUCCAAGAGCCAAAUCCGAUCGAACGGUCCAAGGCGCCAGAUCUCGUGUCUCGCCAUUUUAGAUAUGAUGCUGAACAACUGGAUUUAUCUCUUAACAAUCCAAGCAUCAGUCGGAAUUUUGUCAAACACUCUAAAGCGAUAUCUACCAAACUAGCUAGUACCUCAGAUGGCGGACCCGACGAUCUAUAUAAUGAGCUCAACAAACCCUACUCAACAGAUUGGGUGGUUGUACUGGGUUGGGUACUCGAUAGGAUGUACCUCGAUGGCAUACCUGCUCACUAUUUGAUUGUGGAUCCGUCAUAUCUGCCAAAGGAAAGUCUUCGGUUUUUUAAUAUCGAUAGGAAUUGGAUAGAUUCGCUUGUCGACGGCGCGUUGAGUAUUGGGAAUCUACUCGAAGAUGACGACGACAAAGUUCGUACAGCUAUUAAAGAGUCUAUCAACCGGUAUCUAACUACUGCAAUCCCUGGUCUCAAACGAACACCCCAAAUUCCGACGUAUGGAUACUUCCUUCGAUCUGAUAUGGUUAGUCAAUUUCCUGAUAUAAAAGUUGAGGCACCCCUACCGGAAGGCGCUAUCGACACCCGGGCUCCCAUUUUGCGGCAGGCCCUUCUUGACAACGGGAUUAUGAUGUGUCUUUUUGAUCGUGUUCCGGCAUCCCACGAGUUUGAUAAACUACGAUUUACACAGCCUCCUCAUCAGCAAAGCUUCAUUGCCGGCGAGACAGUGUCUCUCUCAAAGUUCGAAACCCGCUACAAGAGAAUUUACACAGUUCCAGAUACCAAAGACCGUACCAAACCUUUCUGUGACGAAGGCAGCUGGGACAACGAGGAUCUGAAACCCGAUGACCAAAAGAGCAAAAACCCGCCCGUGCCUGUAUUCAUUUGGGGAGGAAAAGAUGCGCCUGUGAGAACAUUGCUACUUCACACUUGGGCCGACGAUGUAUUCUCGAAGCUAUCCGAGAAGCUCAAAAACGACGCCCUAACAUCACUAUUCACCGAUCCUUACCCCACCUCUACAAUGACGGGCAUACAAUUGAACAAUCCCAUCUACGAACUAGAGAUCUCUCUAAAACCUUUAAGCCCAAAGGUUAAGUCAGCGCAGUUGGCUCCCGAGGAUGUGACGUUGCAGAUGUUGGCCCCGACAAUCUUAAGUAGUGCUAGAACCACACCGAUAUCUCUACAACAGUCGGUUCUAAACUUAGCCGCUUUACCGAUUAUUGCUUUACCAACCUCAAACCAAGCGUCAGUUGGGAGGACAGCAAACCCCCCUCCAAAUCAUUCUGUGAUUCCAACCAUGACAAAUGAAGAUAGGGCUAUUGUCAAUGCGACUAAGGGAGGUGGCCUUCAAGAUUUUGCGUCGCAACCCCAAUGGUCAUAUAUGGUCUAUGCUAUGGACGAUCCGAGCCCGCAACUGCGGGUUAAUAAACACAUACAGGUCAACACCGACUACCUACUAGACAUCGUCUUUUCUAUAAAUCUAAUUCCUGAGGCGGCAGCGGGCACUUUCGAUUUACAGGAAAUACAAGUACUCAUCCCUAUGGGCAAAAUGCGCGACCCUGAUGACCCGCACCGGGCAACUUUCCUCAUGGAAAAUUACACCGGACCUGGUGCAACCAUGCUUACAAACCUGAGACUCAACGCAAUGAUCGAAAGGACGGACGACCUCUUAGUUGUCCGUCUGAUUCCUCGCAGUGUGAGCAAGAUGAUCAGAUUCGAGAAAGUUGAGACCGCUAGUUUUUUUUUGGGUAUGGUGGAUGUGAACCCUUACGAAAGUGAUACUGUCGUGACAAUUGAAUACCUGCAAUACUAUGACCAAUUUGCAAACCCUUUCCGGGAUACUAAAGAUAUCAUCUUGUUCAAAGCAUAG
Molecule: messenger RNA, 3426 nt
Organism: Orbilia oligospora ATCC 24927
Lineage: Eukaryota; Fungi; Ascomycota; Orbiliomycetes; Orbiliales; Orbiliaceae
Exons: 1
Coding region: 1-3426 (1141 amino acids)
Source: RefSeq, a predicted model, not a curated record